UAUUCGGUGGAUUUUAUCACCAAUAAACUUUUUAGCUGUGAUGGAGGGUAGCUCAAGAAGCAGAAAAAUGUCUGAGGAGCAAGUGAGACGCUUGAUUACCGCCCGGGUGGAGUGCAACCAUUUUUUCACCACAAAAUUUUUUGACAGGAAAGCAGCGUGGGCUACAAUUAAAGAAAAAGCAGGACUGGGUGAAUUCUCCAUUCAGCAGAUUAAAAUCAAGUGGGCCAACUUGACAACAAAAUACAAAGUACUAGUUACACCUCCCACUGGCGGAGCUACGGAGAACGGGGAACAAACCCCAGACGAUUGGGAACACUUCAACCAACUUCAUGAUUUUAUGGCAACGCAACAUAUCAUUAACCCACCGUUGGUGGUAAACAGUUGCGGGAUUGUGGUGCAAAAUUCUCACAAUAUACCCAAUGAAGCUGAAGAUAAAGAUGCUUAUAUUUCAAGCGCUGAGUCAGGGCCAAUAUUAUCCAGCCCGGAAGCAGGACCUUAA
Molecule: messenger RNA, 499 nt
Organism: Ochlerotatus camptorhynchus
Lineage: Eukaryota; Metazoa; Arthropoda; Insecta; Diptera; Culicidae
Exons: 4
Coding region: 41-499 (152 amino acids)
Source: RefSeq, a predicted model, not a curated record